This is a messenger RNA of Prinia subflava (tawny-flanked prinia), 1159 nucleotides long. Its product is annotated as olfactory receptor 14A16-like. Gene Ontology annotation, molecular function: odorant binding; olfactory receptor activity; G protein-coupled receptor activity. The transcript has a single exon. The coding region runs from base 233 to 1159 and encodes 308 amino acids. Gene Ontology annotation, biological process: G protein-coupled receptor signaling pathway. Lineage: Eukaryota; Metazoa; Chordata; Aves; Passeriformes; Cisticolidae. The record is from RefSeq and is a predicted model, not a curated record. Gene Ontology annotation, cellular component: membrane.
CUGAAUCCUCGAUGUCCAUGAACAGAGCCCCUGCAAAUCACAGCAACGGGACCAGAUCCCAGCAGAGCUCCAGGCAUGGAGCUGAAGGAAGGGCUCUGAGAAAAGGAAAAAUGGGGGGCACAGAGCAGCAGGGGCAGGGCUGAGAGAAAGGGCUUGGGCAUUGUUCAGUAAAGUCUCCACUGACUUGUCACUGUCUCCUCCUUCAACAGGACUCCAUGGCCAGAGUGAAGAAAUGUCCAACAGCAGCUCCAUCAGCCACUUCCUCCUGCUGCCAUUGGCACACACGCGGCAGCUGCAGCUCCUGCACUUCUGCCUCUUCCUGGCCAUCUCCCUGGCUGCCCUCCUGGCCAACGGCCUCAUCAUCAGCGCCUGCGGCCACCUCCUGCACAGCCCCAUGUUCUUCUUCCUGCUCAACCUGGCCCUCAGCGACCUGGGCUCCAUCUGCACCACUGUCCCCAAAGCCAUGCACAAUUCCCUCUGGGACAUCAGGAACAUCUCCUACACAGGAUGUGCUGCACAGCUAUUUCUGUUUGUAUUUUUCAUUUCAGCAGAGUAUUAUCUCCUGACCAUCAUGUGCUACGACCGCUACGUGUCCAUCUGCAAACCCCUGCACUACGGGACCCUCCUGGGCAGCAGAGCUUGUGCCCACAUGGCAGCAGCUGCCUGGGCCAGUGCCUUUCUCACUGCUCUGCUGCACACAGCCAAUACAUUUUCCCUGCCCCUGUGCCAUGGCAAUGCCCUGGGCCAGUUCUUCUGUGAAAUGCCACACAUCCUCAAGCUCUCCUGCUCCAAAUCCUACCUCAGGAAUUUUGGGCUCAUUUCUAUUAAUGUCUGUUUGGUAUUUGUCUGUUUUGUAUUCAUUUUUUUCUCCUACGUGCAGAUCUUCAGGACUGUGCUGAGGAUCCCCUCUGAGCAGGGACGACACAAAGCCUUUUCCACCUGCCUCCCUCACCUGGCUGUGGUCUCCCUGUUCCUCAGCACUGGCACAUUUGCCAACCUGAAGCCCCCCUCCAUCUCCUCCCCAUCCCUGAAUCUAGCAGUGUCACUUCUGUACUCGGUGGUGCCUCCAGCCCUGAACCCCCUCAUCUACAGCCUGAGGAACCAGGAGCUCAAGGCCAAACUGUGGAGACUGAUCACUGGACAAUUUCAGAAACACUAA